AUGAGCAAGGUUGAUUCUGAAACCAAACAACGAUGGGAUGAAUACAUCGAUUACUCUAAAUUACCCUCUUGGACUGAAUGUUGCUCCAUGUUGGACAAGCGUUGUCAGCAAUUGGACGCACAGUGCCGACGGUCUUCAAAACAGCAUAACCCUACCAUAACAACAAAUUACUCACAUAGUAAUAAUCAAAAACAACAUUCAUUCGUAACAAAAAAUGUGGCUCAAGAUUUUGUGUGCAGUCAUUGCUCCAAAUCGGGUCAUAUGAUAUCAACUUGUCAGCGGUUCAUCGUUCUUACUCCUAAUCAACGAAUUGAACAAGCUAAGCAACAAAAACUUUGCCUCAACUGUUUAUCAAAAGGGCAUGGUUACAUACAAUGCCCCUCAAAAUAUUCAUGUAGAUUUUGUAAACAACGUCAUCACUCGCUUCUUCAUAAGCAAUUAGAACCAACCUGUCCCCAGAAAGAAGAAGAACCGUCAUCAUCAUCUGCUGCUACACAUAGCACCUUUCAAAACAAACCCAGUCCCCAAGUGAGUGCUGUUAUUCUUGCUACUGCAUUAGUAUUGGUUCGUGACUCAGAGGGAAAAUAUCAACUGGGCCGUGCUCUGCUUGACUCUUGCUCUCAAGUUAACUUCAUAAGUGAGACAUUAUGCAAAUCUCUUAAUCUCAAGAAAUGCACAAAUUCAACAGAUGUCUCUGGAGUUGGCUCUUCGAAGUUGAGAGUCACUCAUAAAACACAAACGACAAUAAGAUCUCGUCUUAAUAACUUCAAUAUGUCAUUAGAGUUCCUGGUUUCUCGCAAUAUAACUGGUUAUCAUCCUGAUGAGAAUCUUUCCGUUAAUGAUUUCAAUUUGCCCUCCAACAUAGAGCUAGCUGAUCCAGAAUUUCAUCGUCGACGUGGAAUCGAUAUUUUACUCGGAGCAGAAUCAUUCUUUUCGCUCUUAUCCGUUGGUCAAAUUAAACUUGGAGAAAAUUUGCCCACUUUACAAAAAACUCUCUUGGGAUGGAUUGUCUCUGGAAAGUAUACAAGUCAAACGGCAAUAUCAUCACAAAGGUCUACUUACUCCAUUGUACAACACAAAGAUAUUUUCCAAGAGAUAAAUAAAAAUAUUGAAAUGCUAUGGAAAAUUGACGUCGUUGAAAGCAAAUGCCAAAAUAUGUCCCGAGAACAAAAAGUAUGUGAAGACCAUUUUGUGAAAAAUGUAUCAGUUCAAUCGGAUGGACGCUUAAUGGUGAGAUUACCCUUUAAAGGUGACCCAAAUGUGCUUGGCGAUUCACGAGACAUUGCCUUGCGUCGUUUCUUUUCCAUAGAGAGAAAAUUGAACAAAAACCCUGAAUUAAAAGAGGAUUACUCACAAUUUCUUAAAGAAUAUGAGGAAUUGGGCCAUAUGUCUCAGGUGGACGACACUAAUAUUUCAGUUCCCAACUAUUACAUACCACAUCACUGUGUUCUUCGCCCCAGCAGUGUGUCGACCAAGUUGCGUGUUGUUUUCGACGCAUCAUGUCGAACCUCUUCACAAACAUCCCUGAAUGAAAUUAUGAUGGUGGGUCCAACAAUCCAGAACAAUUUAUUAAUUACUCUGCUUCGUUUCAGGUGUCAUCGUUACGGAAUGACAGCUGAUAUCGUCAAAAUGUAUCGUCAGGUUUUGGUUCACCCUGAGGAUAGACAACUUCAGCUUAUACUGUGGAGAGAUGACUCCACCAAACCGAUAAAAACAUUUGCCCUCAACACCGUUACAUACGGGACAGCUUCGGCACCAUAUCUCGCAAUUCGAAGCCUACAUUAUGCCGCAGAACGUUUUCCCAACCCAUACGAAGUAGGAAAAGACAAAAUAAUGAAUGAUUUUUAUGUCGACGAUAUGGUUACUGGAGCGGAUGACCUUGUAUCUUUAAAACGCAUUAAGAACGAAGUCACCGAAAUUUUAUCUUACUCGAAAUUUUCACUCUCGAAAUGGCAUAGCAAUUACCCAGGUUAUGUCUCAAGUGAAGAUGAAUGGCAACGAAUCUCAGCCAUAAAGUCUCAUUUCUGGAGCAGGUGGCACACAGAAUACUUGGCUCAGUUACAAAAUCGUUAUCGCUGGAAAAACCCACAACAAAAUCUUCAAGUCAACGAUAUGGUGCUCAUACACGAAGACAAUGUUCCCCCCAUGAAAUGGGCCAUCGGUCGUGUUACCAAACUUAGUCCAGGAGCAGACGGUUUUGUUCGAGUGGCAGAAGUCAAGACAUCACAAACUACAUUAAAGCGUCCCGUGGCAAAGUUAGCCGUACUUCCUAAAGAAUAA
Molecule: messenger RNA, 2280 nt
Organism: Musca domestica (house fly)
Lineage: Eukaryota; Metazoa; Arthropoda; Insecta; Diptera; Muscidae
Exons: 2
Coding region: 1-2280 (759 amino acids)
Molecular function (GO): nucleic acid binding; zinc ion binding
Source: RefSeq, a predicted model, not a curated record